This is a messenger RNA of Cydia amplana, 1690 nucleotides long. RefSeq names its product carboxylesterase 1C-like. The record is from RefSeq and is a predicted model, not a curated record. Lineage: Eukaryota; Metazoa; Arthropoda; Insecta; Lepidoptera; Tortricidae. The transcript is spliced from 3 exons. The coding region runs from base 8 to 1690 and encodes 560 amino acids.
UGAAACCAUGUUAUUUCCCAUUAUAACUUUAGUGAAACUCCUUUUGUAUUUAAAUUUGUUUUCAUGGAGUUUUGAGGACAUUGUGAAUUUAAAAUCAGACGGAGUUGUGAUCAUUGGAAGAAAAUUAUUAACUUUGUUUGAGAAUAAGUCAUUUGCGGCGUUUUGGAGGAUUCCGUACGCCGAGCCGCCGGUCGAUCUGCUGAGAUUUAAGCCACCAAAGCGUUUCGAAAAUCCGACCGAAGGUGUGUACGACUAUAGCGUUCUUUACGAAGAGACAUGUUCCACUAUGUGUGAUGAGGAUUGCUUGCACCUCAACGUGUAUAUGCCUCUCUCUCCCAACAGUACCUGCAUUUCCUCCGUGAUAGUGUGGAUUGAAGAGACGUCUGGAUUCCAUCGACCCGACUUCUUUAUCGACGAGAACCUCGUAGUGGUCUCGGUCUCUUAUCGGACACACAUAUUAGGGUUCUUGAAUACAGAAGACAAUUUUGCUCUUGGCAACAUGGGUGCCAAGGAUAUCCUAGCAGCCCUGAAAUGGGUACGAGACAAUAUCAGCACAUUUAAUGGAGAUCCCGCAAAAGUAACCGUAAUUGGGCACGGAAAAGGGGCGACAUUAGUGGCCUCGCUCUUAAUAUCGAGCGAUGCUGACGAUUUGUAUACAAGGGUCAUCAUUCAAAGUGGCAGCGUACUUUCACCCGCCGAUUACAGGAGUUACAGCUUUGAGAUUGCCAACAAGCUGUACUGGAACUUGAACGGGCCUUUUGACAAAUUCAACCGCACAAAGCUUUACGAUCUACUCUCUAAAGCAUCCACCCGUAAGCUAGUAUCUGCGUCUGAAGAUCUCUUCGAUAGUACUGAAGUUAGAGAUAAUCAAAGAUUGAUCAACGCUUUUGGGCCUACUGUGGAGAAAACGAGGAAGCAUGCUUUUGUACAUAAAUUGCCUAUAAAUAUAUACAAGAGUCGUAUGACGAAUAACAACGCCGACGUAAUGAUGGGGUACACGAACUUGGAAUCCCUUUACAAAUUGAAAGGCUUAGCGAAGAACCGGAAGCUUCUGAAGUAUUUAAAUUACAAUUUUCAAUAUUUGGUGACGUUCGAAGGGGCGGUAGAUGAAUACGGCUCUAAGAGAUACAGAAAGAUACUUAGAAAAAUAAUGGAGUUUUAUUUUUUGAACGGAACAAUCGGGGAGCAAAGUUUGCGGCGGUACGCGAAAUACGUGUCAGACCAAGUUAUUUAUCCGUUGAUUCGGCAAGCGAGAUUACACGCUCAAGUGUCGUGUGCCAAACUUUACUUGUACCGGUUCUCAUUCAGAGGUGAACUCAACAGCGCUUGGAUUUCAUCGGUGGGAAAUUUCAAUUUGUCUGGCGCGACGUUUGGGGAUGAAAUCUGCUACUUAUUCAGAUGCAAAUCCGCAAAUGACAUAUACAAUAGCGGCGUGGGUUCUGCUGAAAGGGACUUCAUUAAGAAAAUCACUAGACUAUGGUCGAAUUUCGCUAAAUACGGAAAUCCGACACCGGAAGCCCAGCUGGGAAAUGUGCACUGGGAUCCGUUUCUCGACCAAUUCCCAUUUAGAGCGUUAAAUUUGGGGCCCAAAAUCAAGAUGGUUGACAUUCCUGAACAGAAAAGAAUUGAGUUUUGGGAUGAACUAGGACAAGAAUUUUAUCCCGAAAAUGAAUGGAAGGACGAACUAUGA